AUGGCAGACACUCCUGUUCUAGGUGAUCCCCCUAUUCAAGGGAUCCCCUGUGGCAGGCGAUGCCCCUAUUCCCAGAGAUCCCCCUAUUCCCGGGAUCCCCUAUGGCAGGUGACAUCCCCAUUCCCGUGCUCAUGGCACCGUCCCCCGCAGACCCUCUUCCAGAGCCCGGAUGAGGGCUGGCAGGUCUACACGUCGGCGCAGGCGCCCGACGGCAAGUGCCUCUGCACGGCCGUUAUCCCGGUGCAGGGCAGCUGCUCCCGGGACCUGCGCAGCCACCAGCUCCGGCAGCUCACGGAGAAGGUGCAGAACAUCUCGCAGUCCAUGGAGGUGCUGGACCUGCGGACCAGCCGCGACCUGCAGUACGUGCGCAACACGGAGGCGCUCAUGCGGGGCCUGGACGCGCGGCUGCGGGUGGCCGCCGACGGCCAGCGGAGCCUCAACGCCAGGAGCUUCCAGGAGCUGAAGGACAAGAUGCGGGAGCUGCUGCCACUGCUGCCGGUGCUGGAGCAGUACAGGGCGGACACGCGGCUCGUGGCACACCUCAAGGACGAGGUGAGGAACCUCUCGGGCAACCUGCUGGCCAUCCAGGAGGAGAUGGGCGCCUACGACUACGAGGAGCUGCAGCAGCGGGUGCUGCUGCUCGAGGCACGCCUGCACGCCUGCGUGCAGAAGCUGGGCUGCGGGAAGCUCACGGGCGUCAGCAAUCCCAUCACUAUCCGUGCCUCCGGAUCCCGUUUCGGCUCCUGGAUGACCGACACGAUGACGCCCAGCGCCGACAGCCGGGUCUGGUACAUGGACGGCUACUACAAGGGGCGCCGCGUGCUGGAGUUCCGCACCCUCAACGACUUCGUGACGGGGCAGAACUUCGUGCAGCACCUCCUGCCGCACCCCUGGGCCGGCACGGGCCACGUGGUCUUCAACGGCUCCCUCUACUACAACAAGUACCAGAGCAACGUGGCCGUCAAGUACCACUUCGGCUCGCGCAGCGUCCUGGUGCAGCGCAGCCUGCCCGGCGCCGGCUACAACAACACGUUCCCCUACUCCUGGGGAGGCUUCUCCGACAUCGACUUCAUGGUGGACGAGAACGGCCUCUGGGCCGUCUACACCACCAACCAGAACGCGGGGAACAUCGUGGUGAGCCGCGUGGACCCGCUCACGCUCGACGUGCUGCGCAGCUGGACACGGGCUUACCCCAAGCGCAGCGCCGGCGAGGCCUUCAUCAUCUGCGGCACCCUCUACGUCACCAACUCCCACCUGGCCGGCGCCAAGAUCUACUUCGCCUACUACACCAACACGUCGAGCUACGAGUACACGGACAUCCCCUUCCACAACCAGUAUUCCCAUAUAUCCAUGCUGGACUACAACCCGCGCGAGAGGGUGCUCUACACCUGGAACAACGGCCACCAGGUCAUCUACAACGUCACGCUUUUCCACGUCAUAAAGACGUCGGGAGAGCUGUGACCCCU
Messenger RNA from Tinamus guttatus (white-throated tinamou), 1466 nucleotides. NCBI's taxonomy places the organism in Eukaryota, Metazoa, Chordata, Aves, Tinamiformes, Tinamidae. The record is from RefSeq and is a predicted model, not a curated record.